This is a messenger RNA of Bombus impatiens (common eastern bumble bee), 607 nucleotides long. RefSeq lists its product as uncharacterized. NCBI's taxonomy places the organism in Eukaryota, Metazoa, Arthropoda, Insecta, Hymenoptera, Apidae. The transcript has 4 exons. The record is from RefSeq and is a predicted model, not a curated record. The coding region runs from base 294 to 605 and encodes 103 amino acids.
GUAAUAUUGUCUCACAAUUAGAAUUGUCUGAUAAACAUAUAGAUGGGUUGACAAAAGAUGUAAAUGCUGCUAUUUCAUUAAGAACACAAUUAACUAAAAUUCAUCAAAUUCAUCAAAAAUUAAACAACAGGGAUGUGAAAGAAAAUCAAAGUGGUAUUCAAUGUUUAAAUACUAUUCAAAAUUCAUCUAUACAAAAUGUGGAAAAUAAUUUGAACACAGUUAAUACAUCAAGAAACCCAAAUUUUACGGUAUCAGAGGAAAGAACAAUUUCUACAUACUUUAAAAUUCAAAACAUGAAUUCUUAUGCUAAGACAAAAGGGCUACCGCAGGAAAAAGAUCAAAGACAAAAACAUUUAACACUGAAGGAGAAACUAUCAAAGGCUAAAUCUGAUGAAGAUAGCAGCUCAUCUGCACUAGAUCAAAACAAUAUUGUGCAGACAAUGGUAAAAAUGAAUCAGUUGGAUCAAAUGAAGAAUAGUGAAUUGAGUGAUUGGCUAAAAGAGCGUUCAAUUCCACAUAAUUCUAAAGGAAAGAAAAGUGUACUUAUUAAUAAAGUAUUAUCGCACAUCAAGAAUACAACAAUUUUACAGCCAUUCCGUAUGUAAAU